AUGAGCAAAACAAGAACGAAGAAGGCUUCAGCAGCUAUGAUCAAUCUUCUGGGACCUGCCCCGGAUAGCAGACUCACUGAUGGUGAUUUCAUAGUGGAGGACUACGACUACGACCAAUUGCAGAAAGACACGGGCGAUUCACAGUUUGAGAAUGAUCUCAAGUAUUUGUUGAACAACAAUGAUAUUCAGGCCUCACCUGUCCAAAAUUUCGAGGUCUCUGACACUAUCAUCACUGCUGUCAGCUCCAACAAGCCAAAGUCCAAAAAGGACGCAAAGUCUAGAAACUUGAAGUUCUUGGUGGAUGAAGUGACCAAAGACAUCAAUGAUAUCGACUUGAGUGACAGCGAGGAUGAAAAGUCCAAAAACCCUCCACCAUCUGCCAGAAAGAAGAAAUCGUACGGCAAUUUAAAUCGUGGUGGUAACUCCAAUGCUAACAACCUGGGUCAAAAAGCCAACAAAGACGACAAGCCCCGCAAAUUGAACAGACAACAGUCAGCAGAUUUCAGAAGAAACAAUUCUGAAUCCUCGUCGGUUGAAAAGAAGCUCAACAAGCUGAAAUCGUUGGAUUUCAGAACUAUUAAGGAAGAUUUUGGAAAGCCACAAAACUUGAGAAAGAGAGCAUCAAUGAACAAAUUGGCUGAAAGAACAAGACAACCAAAACCUACAAAACUUGAUGAAAUUGAAACGGAAUCUGAAUUUGAUGAUUCAAUCGUUUCUUUGGAUCCUGAAGACUUGGCUGACGCCGAAAAGGAGAAAAGAAGACUCAAAAACAGAAAAAGAAAAGAAAGAAGAGCUAGAACAAACCAGAAUAAAAGGGACAGAGAACUUUCCGCAUCAUCCACAGCAUCUGCUCCCGAACCAGUUUUAAACCUGGUAGUACAACCGGACCCAUUAUUAGAUGCAGUUGAGGUUGAAGACGAGGAAAUAAACCCAGAUGUCACAUUGGACAGUAUAUUCGAUGAAACUGCAGAAGAAAACACUUCGGUUGAUACCCCCAAGAGAUCAUCUGACGAGGAAAACUCACCCAUUCGUAAAGUUACCUUUUCUCAAACUAUCCAACCCAAGAAACCAACGAUCGAAGAAACAUUGAGGUUGAACAAGAAGAAGUCGAUGGAAUAUUUAAGUCAACAGUCUGCGUUGUCUAACGAAUCCAAUCCAUUCGACAUUAAGCUUAGAUCCACCAAGAAGACAACUAUGAACAGUAGAUACGACAACAAAUUACCCGAAAUUCAACCAAUCAAGACUAUUAUUGGUUUAUCGCACAAGCAGAUCUUGAACUUAGAUGUUUCUGAUGUCAAGCUCAAAACCAUUUUAUCAUCUUCAAAAAUCUCGAAGUAUUCUUCAACUUCGCUCAACUUCACAAUCAAACAUACCAAUGAGUUGUUUAAAGAUGAAAAUAAAAAGAAGAUUUUCUUCUUGUUGUGCAUAAAUGUGGCAUUGUACGAGUCUAUUGGAUUCAAGAAGACUGUGAAAGUCUAUCCAAAUAUUCUCGAAUUAUUUGGCGGGUAUGACGAAAUCAAUUUGGAAACCACUGGUACAAAAUUGACCCCAUCUAACAAAGACAUUCAUCAGAAUAAUCUAGACUAUAGUGUUUUGUCUUACAUUGGGAAUAUUUUGAUUUGGGCUGUUCACCAGCAAAGAGCUCACAAUGAAACCUUAAUCGAUGAUAAGUACGAUAUAAAAUUAUCGGCAUCACUAGUAAGAGAAAAUGUUGGUGGUUAUCAUUUAUGGGACAGAUUGAUUAGAGAGCCAAAGGGAAUGAAUGCCAAGAGAUGGAAGCAUAUUAUCAAGUUUAGACAGGCAUUUGCAUACGAAGAAGAUCAAUUCGUUUUGAUCUUGAAGUUCAUGGGCGUGGGCUCUUGA
Suhomyces tanzawaensis NRRL Y-17324 is the source of this 1863-nucleotide messenger RNA. RefSeq lists its product as uncharacterized. Lineage: Eukaryota; Fungi; Ascomycota; Pichiomycetes; Serinales; Debaryomycetaceae. The record is from RefSeq and is a predicted model, not a curated record. The transcript has a single exon. Bases 1 to 1863 code for a protein of 620 amino acids.